This is a messenger RNA of Sesamum indicum (sesame), 1208 nucleotides long. Its product is annotated as putative E3 ubiquitin-protein ligase LOG2. Gene Ontology annotation, biological process: protein ubiquitination. The record is from RefSeq and is a predicted model, not a curated record. Lineage: Eukaryota; Viridiplantae; Streptophyta; Magnoliopsida; Lamiales; Pedaliaceae. Gene Ontology annotation, molecular function: ubiquitin protein ligase activity.
AACCAGAGAUCACGGCCAACCGUUACGUUUUCGCUGCUGCCACUCCUUAUCCUCCCUCACAAUACCCCAACCCUAACGCUCCCCCGUAUUACCAGUACCCGGGUUAUUAUCCGCCUCCUCCGCCUGCGUCUAUGCCGGUGCCCCUCCCGGCUCCGUACGACCAUCACCACGCCGCGCCGCAUGCCAAUUGGGUUAACGGUCGGUACCCCUAUGGCCCCAUGAUGCAGCCUCAGCCGCCGCCUCCGUACGUGGAGCAUCAGAAGGCGGUCACUAUUCGGAAUGAUGUUAACUUGAAGAAGGAGACUCUAAGAAUCGAGCCUGAUGAGGGGCAUCCCGGAAUGUAUCUCGUUGCGUUUACAUUUGAUGCCACGGUGGCGGGAAGCAUUACCAUAAUUUUCUUUGCUAAGGAGGGUGAAGAUUGUUGCUUGACUCCAAUGAAAGAGAACUUACUUCCACCUAUCACGGUUCAUUUUCAACAAGGUUUAGCCCAGAAGUUUAAACAACCCGCUGGAACCGGGAUAAAUCUUUCAAUGUUUGAGGAGGGAGAAUUGUUGAGAGACGGGGACAUGGACGUCUAUCCUCUAGCUGUUAAGGCCGAGGCGUCUCCAGACGACCAAAGUGGAAACUCUGACAGCGGAUCCACAAACUCCCAGAUAACUCAGGCUGUGUUUGAGAAGGAUAAAGGUGAAUAUCAGGUUAGGGUGGUCAAGCAAAUAUUAUGGGUGAAUGGCAUGAGAUAUGAAUUACAAGAGAUAUAUGGCAUUGGGAAUUCUGUUGAGGGUGAUUUUGAUGGGAAUGAUCCUGGAAAAGAAUGUGUCAUAUGCCUUUCUGAACCCCGAGACACUACUGUCCUUCCUUGUCGACAUAUGUGUAUGUGCAGCGAGUGUGCGAAAGUUUUAAGGUUCCAGACAAACAGGUGUCCAAUAUGCAGGCAGCCGGUUGAGCGCCUUUUAGAGAUCAAGGUCAACAAUGGUACUGAAGAAUGAUGAAAAUAAUCUAAUGCUGGCUCUGAUUCUGUAAAGUUUUUGUUUGAUUGUAAUUUUUUACUCUUUUUUCCUUCCUCCUGGCCAUGCCCUCAUUGCCCUGUACCUGCACUUCCGGGACUUCAAUAAUCAGAUUGGAAGCCUCUUUGGUAGGCAAAUGUGUUUGUAGUACACUAUGAUCUUAUUAGCCUAUUAAUUUCUUUCAAGAAUGAUUUCAGAAAAGCA